Molecule: messenger RNA, 3683 nt
Organism: Epinephelus moara (kelp grouper)
Lineage: Eukaryota; Metazoa; Chordata; Actinopteri; Perciformes; Serranidae
Gene: hspa9
Product: heat shock protein 9
Exons: 16
Coding region: 229-2280 (683 amino acids)
Biological process (GO): protein refolding; cellular response to unfolded protein
Cellular component (GO): cytoplasm; mitochondrion
Molecular function (GO): misfolded protein binding; ATP hydrolysis activity; ATP binding
Source: RefSeq, a predicted model, not a curated record
GAUAAUUCUAGAAGAAGCUUCGCAGUUCAUUUCACUUGCAGCCUAAAGCCAAGCGAAGCUCAAGCUCUUCACUGGACUCACCUCCUGGAAGCCUGAAGACACCCGGAGACUCUGCAUCUUAUACCUGUUAUCUGCUGGUCAACAGUUCAGGGAGUCUGUGUCGACAUUUGACGCUGCGGACGUUUUAUUAAAUUGAGUUAAAGUUAGCCUGUUAGCCGAGUUGUCAAAAUGUUGAGUGUCGCCAAAAGCGUUUCAAGGACUCUCCAGACAAGGAACUGCACACGAAAUGUCUCCUCUUUGAUCAAGAAGUCAUGCUGGAGUGGUGGCUUCCAAUCAGAUGCUCUCAGAGCUCUGUCCAGGAGAGACUAUGCGUCAGAGGCCGUCAAGGGUGCAGUCAUUGGCAUCGAUCUAGGAACCACUAACUCAUGUGUCGCAGUCAUGGAAGGGAAACAGGCCAAGGUGUUGGAGAAUGCAGAGGGGGCCAGGACGACUCCUUCAGUCAUCGCGUUCACAGCAGACGGGGAGCGUUUGGUGGGUAUGCCCGCUAAACGCCAGGCUGUCACCAACCCUGAGAACACACUGUACGCCACCAAGAGACUGAUAGGCCGUCGCUAUGACGACCCUGAGGUCCAGAAAGACCUGAAGAACGUCCCCUAUAAGAUUGUGCGUGCAUCCAACGGUGACGCUUGGGUGGAAGCUCAUGGGAAAAUGUACUCCCCCAGCCAGGCGGGAGCCUUCGUCCUGAUGAAGAUGAAGGAGACUGCAGAGAACUACCUGGGAACCAAAGUGAAGAAUGCUGUUGUCACUGUACCAGCCUACUUCAAUGAUGCUCAGAGACAGGCUACCAAAGAUGCUGGUCAGAUUUCUGGUUUGAACGUCCUGCGUGUGAUCAACGAGCCAACAGCCGCUGCUCUGGCCUACGGCCUGGACAAAACCCAGGAUAAAAUUAUUGCUGUCUAUGAUCUGGGUGGAGGUACAUUUGAUAUCUCAAUCCUGGAGAUCCAGAAGGGCGUUUUUGAGGUGAAGUCCACAAAUGGCGACACCUUCCUGGGGGGAGAGGACUUUGACCAGCACCUCCUCAAACACAUUGUCAAAGAGUUUAAGAGAGAGUCUGGUGUGGAUCUGCUGAAAGACAACAUGGCUCUUCAGAGAGUCCGAGAGGCUGCUGAGAAGGCCAAGUGUGAGCUGUCCUCUUCACUGCAGACUGACAUCAACCUUCCCUACCUGACCAUGGAUGCCUCUGGUCCCAAACAUCUCAACAUCAAGCUGACCCGUGCUCAGUUUGAAGGCAUUGUGGCUGACCUGAUCCGCCGCACAGUGGCUCCCUGCCAGAAGGCCAUGCAGGACGCCGAGGUGUCCAAGGGAGACAUAGGAGAGGUGCUGCUGGUCGGAGGCAUGAGCCGUAUGCCCAAGGUUCAACAAUCAGUUCAGGACCUGUUUGGCCGUGCUCCCAGCAAGUCUGUCAACCCCGAUGAGGCUGUUGCCAUCGGAGCAGCCAUCCAGGGUGGUGUUUUGGCCGGUGAUGUCACAGAUGUGCUGCUGCUGGAUGUGACACCACUCUCUCUGGGUAUUGAGACCCUGGGUGGAGUCUUCACCAAACUCAUCAACAGGAACACCACAAUUCCCACCAAGAAGAGCCAGGUGUUCUCCACAGCAGCUGACGGUCAGACUCAGGUAGAGAUCAAGGUGUGUCAAGGAGAAAGAGAGAUGGCAGCAGACAACAAAGUGCUGGGUCAGUUCACUCUGGUCGGAAUCCCCCCUGCCCCCCGCGGUGUCCCUCAGAUUGAGGUCACCUUCGACAUUGAUGCCAACGGCAUCGUCCACGUCUCCGCCAAGGACAAGGGAACAGGCCGAGAACAGCAGAUUGUGAUCCAGUCAUCAGGAGGUCUCAGUAAAGACGACAUCGAGAACAUGGUCAAGAACGCUGAGAAGUAUGCAGAGGAGGACAGGAGGAGAAAGGACCGUGUGGAGGCCGUCAACAUGGCUGAGGGCAUCGUCCAUGACACAGAAUCCAAGAUGGAGGAAUUCAAGGACCAGCUUCCUGCUGAUGAGUGCACCAAGCUGAAGGAGGAGAUCUCAAAGGUCCGGGAUCUUCUGACCAACAAGGAAUCAGAAACAGGGGACAACAUCAAACAGGCAGCCACCAACCUGCAGCAGGCAUCACUUAAACUCUUCGAAAUGGCCUACAAGAAGAUGGCGGCAGAGCGGGACAGCAGCAGCAGCAGCAGCAGCAGCAGCUCGGGCUCAUCAGAGGGAGAGAAGAAAGAAGGCCAGCAGUAAACCUUUGCACUUGUGUGUCACUGGGUUUCCGUGACAACGGAGGACUGUCUAGCUCGGCGGUGGACUGGGUGGGGAAGGUGGCAGUCUUGAGUGACGAGCUGAAUCUUAGUCAUUCUCACCAUAAUAUAUUAUUCUACUGUGUUUUGGCAGUAAAAUUCUCUAGUGAAAAGAUAAAUGUCCAUGUAUGCUCCUCCAUGUCCUAUGAUGUCUGUCUGUAAUUUAAUUAUGUCAAAACAAUGUCUUGUAUGUUUAUUUUUACAACACUGUUGAUUUACAUUCUGAGCAAGUAAAGGUUCCUUUUUUGUCUAAGACAUCAUGUAGGUUUCAUGUUCUUUGGUUUCAUCAACAGCAGCAGUUCAGCUUGUUAAUGGCUCUGAUCAGUCGUUGUUUGUACCAGUUGAGCCCAGUUCAACAGCUUGUACACAGUUUGAGCUUUGGUACAGAGGACGGCCCAACUCCGUCUUCAUAAUGUAAUAUUGUACAGUGCUCUACAUCAAUUAUAGCUAUCUUGUUUUAAUAGUGUGUUCAUAACAAUGUGGAGGUGGGAAGUUACUGUACAAAAAUCUUGAAAUAUAUUAGUUUUUAUGUCAAACUUGCCACCUCUCAGUUGUCCUGAGUUCACUCUAAAGAGGUCAAAACUUCUGCAGAAUUGCUUUCAUGAGGUGGUUUUCAUUUCAUCACUUUUAUUCUUGAACUGUGUAAAAAUGUAUCUGCAGCACUCUGAGAGGAGUUAUGAUCCUAUUUCUUCUUGUGUCCUUUGACUCUUUAGACAGACUUGUUGAGGCCAGGGGACACCAAGCUAGAGUAAUACUGAUUAUCGGGGGGAAGACAGAAUAUGAAUAAAUCUAAUGUCUGUUUGUGUGUGAGGAUGAGGUCAAGCUUUAGUUAUUUUGAUGAUGUAAAAUAAUGUAAGGCCUUGAUCUGUGAGAAUCCCCAUCUUUUAGUUCUUUGCAUCCUCUUUUGUAGCAUCCAUUAUAAACAGCUGAGUUCUGACCUCAAAAUACAUGUUGAAUUGUUGCUGACUCUUCAACUAGAAUUAGGUGAAUUUGGAUGUUGAAAUUGCACAAUAGAGGAUGAGGCCUUAGUUGCUGUCUCCUUUCAGACAGACAACAGCAGGAAGAGUUGAGACACAACACACUAGCACAGGACUGUGGAAAUUCAGUAUGAGCCCAGCCGUGUCAUUCCCCUCCAGAAGGAUGUUUUGUUUCUGCCAUAAACUGCUCUGUGUAAUGUGAUUGUUGCUACAUGCCUGCCUGAUAGUGAUCCAGGCUGCUCUAUGAAUGAAGGGAGCAAUGAGGCUGUGGUGAAUUGAACAUGGGGGGGGGAGGUGUGAUUGUAUUACUGGAGUUAAAUUGAGGGUCAAGAUAACUUGCUGUCUUUUCUAAUAAAAAUUUGAAAUGUGA